UGCUAGAUGUGAAAAUUUCCAGUAUUUCGGGGUGUGAGAGAUAAUUUUCCGAAGAGAUUCUCUGCUAACUUCAGGCGGCAUGGAAAAAAUAAAAUUCCAAUAUGGCUGUCAAUCUUCUUGAGAAUAUGUCGAUAUCGCGUGAAGUGUGAAGGGCAGCGUCUAGAGCGUCGAAUAAAGCACAGAGGGUGUGAAUCAGGGCAAUUACAAGCGUGUAAAAGUCAACUGCAAAAUGACGAUAAAACCACUAAUCAACCAGAAGUCGUCAGAAGAGGGCAACAAAGAGGAACAGACUCAGAAUAAUAGUCCGCAGCGCGAAAAGCGAGGGCACAGUAGUAGUCAUGUGUAUGAGGAGAAUGUGGGGCGACACCGCAGGACGCCCCAGAAAAGCUGUAGUCUCCGGAAGCGCGAUCACAAGCGGACAGAUACACGUGGGGAGCGCGAGAAGCACUCCAAGAGUCCCCAUUUCCCACUGGGAAGCUCCAGUCCGCACAACAACAACCUUGCCAGCGCCACAACGAGUCAUAGCAGCACUACAAAUGUAUCCGGAGGCGUGAUGGAGCUCCUGGAGGAGUCCUUCUCUGGCUAUAACAGCGGAGACGAGCACAUUGGCCAGCGGGAUGCUGAGUUGACGCCGCAAGAGUGGACAGAGCGGGAUGAAAAGUUUGUAAAAGCCAUGACGGAACGUGGGUUGAUCGUGAAAGAGAUUGUCGAGGACGGAGCUUGUCUCUUCCGCGCCAUUUCACUCCAAAUCUAUGGCGAUCAAGACAUGCAUGAAGUGAUAAGACAACAGACUCUGGACUACAUUUACCAAAAUCGCGAAUAUUUCGCACAAUUCGUCACUGAGGACAUUUCCAGCUACGUGCAGAGGAAAAGACAGAACCACGUCCAUGGGAAUCACAUUGAGAUUCAGGCCAUGUCAGAGAUAUACAAUCGUCCCGUGGAGCUGUACUGCUAUCAAACGAAGCCAAUAAACAUCUUCAAUUCCGGACAGAGUGACAAUGGUUAUGAGCCAUUGCGCUUGUCGUACCAGCGCUGCUCUCACUACAACGCUAUCCUGGAUCCCUUCAAGGCGUCCGUGGGCGUCGGCCUGGGCCUGGCAGGCUACAAGCCCGAGGAAUUGGAUCUCAAGCAAGUGCGUGAUGCCGUGCGCCUCAGUGAAGAUCUCGAGAUCGAGCAGACGAUGUUCGAGGACAAACUGAAGACGACGGAUUGGGAGGCUACAAAUGAGGCGAUUGAGGAGCAGAUCGCCCGUGAGUCGUAUUUGCAGUGGUGUCGCGAGCAGAAGGCUCAAAAAUCGUCCGGGAGCAGUUCCACCGUGACUUCAACGGCAGUGAGUGGGAAUCACUUGGGGGCGGGCUCCUCCACGAUGAUGGAUCUCAGCGGGUGUUCUUCGUCGGCCGAGAGCGCCAGUAGCAGGCUCAGCGACAGCGAGAACGGGGCCAAUUCGUCAUCGGCGGAGCGGCAGAGGCGCCGACGACGACGUCUGGAAGACGAGACACCGGUCCAAGAAAGUGGCCAAAGGGACAGUGAUCUCAACUACGGGAAGAAGGCGAAACGACGGCCACAAUCCGGAUCGAACAGCCCCGAGAGGACGCCCACAUCGACGCCAGGACCAUCGAGUCGCGAGGAGAGUCCCGAUCAGAAGCCGUUGUCGCUCUUUUACCAAUCUCUUCUCGAGUCUUCCUAUGCGGACGACGGUGAUAUGCAAAUGACAGAGAAGGAAAUGAUCCAAAAAGCUCUCCACAUGUCACGCGUGGACUUCAUAAAGGUGCGGCAGAAACACUCUGAUUACGACUCGCCGUAGAUUCUCGCCACUCUAGCAUUCUCUCAAUUCAUAAUCCUUUCGAUUUGUGGCUAUAAUUUCGUGUAAAUUCUCUCUUCAUCCUGGGAAAUAAUUGUGAGCAGUGUCAGUUAAAUCUUUAAGUGGUCGCGAAAGAGCAAGAAACAGAGAGAGAGAGAGAAUUGAGAAACUUCUUGAAUUUACACCCCAUUCGAUUGUAUAGUUUAUGUAAGAUGUGAAAAAUUAUACAUGGUAAGGAAAAAACCACCAUUGUACAAUAAUCCCGUUUUUGGUUAUUUAUCUUAAAGCGAUAAAGAAACUUUUUUUCUUGUGAUUAAACCAAUUUAUGCCCCAUAAAACACUACUCCGUGUAAUAAAUGAUAUUUUGAAGGA
Phlebotomus argentipes is the source of this 2173-nucleotide messenger RNA. RefSeq names its product OTU domain-containing protein 5 (gene Duba). Bases 230 to 1804 code for a protein of 524 amino acids. Gene Ontology annotation, molecular function: K63-linked deubiquitinase activity; cysteine-type deubiquitinase activity. The record is from RefSeq and is a predicted model, not a curated record. NCBI's taxonomy places the organism in Eukaryota, Metazoa, Arthropoda, Insecta, Diptera, Psychodidae. Gene Ontology annotation, biological process: protein deubiquitination. The transcript is spliced from 6 exons.